Molecule: messenger RNA, 1395 nt
Organism: Rhododendron vialii
Lineage: Eukaryota; Viridiplantae; Streptophyta; Magnoliopsida; Ericales; Ericaceae
Exons: 5
Coding region: 273-1145 (290 amino acids)
Biological process (GO): transport
Molecular function (GO): transporter activity
Source: RefSeq, a predicted model, not a curated record
CAGUUUCAAUCAAGUCUUUGUUAAAAUGGACUCCUGAUGAGUAUUUCGAGCUUUGAUUUUUUUCCAAAUCAGUUCUCGAUCUACUUUUUUGAUAAUUCAACUAUCCUAUCGCGCACUUCGAAGUAAUCUGGCGAUUCGAAUUACUUAGUUCAAUAGGUGUCUGGAGUCAGAAUCUGGGAAAAAGGAAAAAAACUCAUGAGUCAUGAGUAAACUGUCAUCAAGGUUUCGACUCUGAUUUUCUCCUCAUUGGGGAGCUGCACAUACAUCCAAAAAUGAAUCCCGAACAACUAACUCUGAUGGGAACCUCUGUUUGCGUGAUGCUUACGAUGCAUUUUUCAGUUCAGCUUGCUUCAGAGCAUAUCAUGCACUGGACUAAGCCGAAGGAGCAAAAAGCUAUAAUGGUUAUCAUUCUCAUGGCUCCUAUAUAUGCUAUUGACUCUUUUGUUGGUCUGUUAGAUUUUCAGGGGAGCAAACCAUUUUUUAUGUUCUUGGACUCAAUCAAGGAAUGCUAUGAAGCUCUGGUGAUAGCUAAGUUCUUGGCUUUGUUAUACAGUUAUUUGAACAUAUCCAUAAGCAAGAACAUAGUACCUGAUGAAAUUAAAGGAAGAGAAAUUCACCACUCAUUCCCAUUCACUCUGUUCCAGCCUAAAACUGUCCGUUUGAACCAUCAGACGUUAAAGCUUCUGAAAAGCUGGACAUGGCAGUUUGUCGUGAUUCGCCCUGUGUGUUCAAUCUUGAUGAUAGCUCUCCAACUUCUUGGAAUAUACCCUAGUUGGGUCAGCUGGACAUUCACCAUCAUUUUAAACAUCUCGGUUUCACUUGCAUUGUACUCUCUUGUGCUCUUCUACCAUGUGUUUGCUAAGGAGUUGGAACCGCACAAACCCCUUGCCAAGUUCUUGUGCAUCAAAGGGAUUGUCUUCUUUUGUUUUUGGCAGGGUAUUUUACUUGAUAUUCUUGCAAAAUUGGGCGUCAUCAAAUCACACCAUUUCUGGCUCCAAGUAGAUCAGAUUGAAGAAUCUCUUAGAAAUACUUUGGUGUGUGUUGAAAUGGUUUUCUUCUCUGCCGCUAUGCAAUAUGCAUACAGUGUUGAACCUUACAGAGACGAUGAUGCUUCAUCAACCGUCAAAGACAAGAAAAGAGAAUAGUUUAUAACACCCAAAUCUGUCUGUGGGAAUGUUAUUAUGGUGGAUUUCUUUUUCGGUCGUUGUAGCCAUUUCACGGGUGCAAACUAGCGAUGUCAUUUCUGUUUUCUACAACUGUAGUUACAGCAAUUUGGUGGUCUCUGUAAUGGUGAGAUUUCCCAUCUGAGUGUACAAGCAUGUAUAACCCACUACAUGUUCUCUUUCUUCUUUUGUCCGAGUUAGCUCGACUAAUUUCAGGACCCUGAAUUUAUUA